UUAUAAGAUAAAUAAAACGAAAUAAAUAUAUAAAUAAUUCGAAACUCAAAUCCUAGCAAAACAUCCAAAAUUCAGAAUCCACGAUCUCUUCAUUUCUAUCAACACUCAGUCCACUUUAUCCUGGCAACAAUUUUGCCAUAGUUUUUUUAAAAAUAUUCACUAUUAAAUAAUUACCCGAAAUAAAAUAUAUAAUUAAUCUUGGGAUAGCUAGCUUGCCUACCCUCCCCAUUUCAAAUUUAAAAAUUAGACUUUUUAAGAAAAGCCCACUACAUCAUUUGGUAAAUUUGACAUAAAACUCUUUUUAUGCCUUCACAUAUAAAAAUUUAUCGUCAAAUUUUAAUCGAUCUGCAAGUCCUUCAAACUUUUAUUCUCACCAUGCCCCAAUUAAAGGAUUGAUAAUUUCAUUUUAUUAUUACACCAAUUAUCUAAUUGGAUAUGGUGAUAUCAAAUCAACACGAUCAUUACUUCGCUUCCCGACCUUUGCCACCAGUCCCAGUUUCGAUUCCAUCUUGCGAUAAUUCGCCAAACGACGCAAAUCAAAUACCGGUUCUUUCUAAAGAAAUUGAUCAAUCAAAAGCGGUUUCAAAAUGUGAAUCAAAAGGUUUCCUAUCAAAAUCUGGUCCUCUUUUCCUUGAGAUCGAAUGUGGUACCCGACCCGGAACCUUGAAGGAUAAAGGUUUAGCCGCCCUCCUCUUCACCCCGGACGACCCCGAUGCUGUCUUUUUUGACGUUCGUGAAAUCGGGCGGGGCAGUUUCGGUUCGGUUUAUUUUGCGAGAGUCGCUCACACUCGUGAAGUCGUGGCCAUCAAGAAGAUGUCGUUUGCCGGCAAACAGGCCCGAGAGAAAUGGGCAGACAUCGUGAGGGAGGUGGCCUUCGCCCGCCUCCUUUCCGGAGAGAUCGAUCUGAGGAAUACACUUAUCGAAUCUGACUCAACCACCCCUACUCUAAUGGAAAAGCCAAACGUGGUUUUGAGCGAGCCACACCCGAACCUUGUCCACUACAAGGCCUGUUACCUCAAAGACCGCACUGCUUGGCUAGUGAUGGAAUAUUGUCUAGGAAGCGCUUCCGACCUCAUAGAAGUUCGCAAGGAGGAAUAUUUGGCUUUUAAUGCUAAGAUUUCUGUACUUCCUGGAAUCGAGUCAGAAGUCCGCCCCCCUCCACCUUUAAGUGAACAAGAAAUUGGAGCUGUAUGCAUAGGUGCUCUAUCCGGACUAGACUACCUCCAUAAUUUGGGCAGGAUACAUCGCGAUGUUAAGGCUGGUAACAUUCUCUUCACAGAAGACGGGCGCGUCAAACUUGGCGAUUUUGGGUCGGCUUCCCUCGUUUCCAUGGCGAAUUCAUUCGUCGGCACACCAUAUUGGAUGGCUCCGGAAGUUAUUUUAGCUAUGGACGAAGGCCAUUACGAUUCUAAAUCAGAUAUCUGGUCAAUCGGUAUCACGUGCAUCGAAUUAGCCGAAAGGAAGCCUCCUUAUUUUAACAUGAACGCCAUGAGCGCUCUAUACCACAUAGCCCAAAGUAAAUCACCCCCAACCUUAACUAAAUCGAACGUUGCCGGAAAGGAGAACCUUUACGAUUGGAGUUUGGAUUUUAGGAAUUUUGUCGAAUCUUGUCUCAACAAGAAUCCCGAACAUCGGCUCACUGCCCAACAACUUUUGCAACAUUCCUUUCUGUCUCGCCUCCAAGACCCUCGAGUUAUACUGCUCGACUUAAUAGCCCGAACAACCGAAGCUGUUCGAAAACUGGAUAACUUAAGUUACAGGAAGAUGAAGAAGAUGCUCUUAACUUCUGAUGAAAACAAUUUAUCACCGGAAAAUUCCGCUGUAAUUGAAACCCCCACUCUACUUCUAACUUCUGCCUUACCCUUGGAGGAAGUCGGAGACGAAAACUCAUCUUCCACUCUAAGGUCCUCAGGGGGCUCUGUUUUUUCAGGCUCUUCCUACUACCCUCCUUGCGAGGCCCGACUCCAUUUGCCUGGCUCUCUCUCGACUUUCCUAGUAACUUCCACUUCCUCUACCCGCUUAACGACACCUGACUCUUCUAAUAUCGAUUUAUCCAAUCUAAAUGGCAUUCAAGGAGACUAUCGAUCCCCUCCAAGUGUGACACGAUUCGCGGGUUAUAAACGUUUUCGCAAACGGCACCAACGAUCAGUGAACGCAUUGGAAUCGAAAACCAUAGCUGAAAUAAAAGAAAUGGAACUCAAAUGGGCCAAAGAGUCUAAAAUACUUGAGACUGAAAAUGCCAAGGAGCGGGACCGACUAGGAAUGGAGCAUAGGAUCUCUUUGGAGAAUCGGGUUAAAUCGAACCUGGCAAACGAGAAAAAAUUAAUCAAACGUCUAGAGAUCCAACUAGAGAAAGGUUUCAAAGAGUUUUCUGUUCUGCAGAAGAAGAACUUGAAAAAUUUCAAGGAAAAAUUUAGGAAGGAGCUAGAUUCUAUUCGACUUCAAUCGUUUCAACAUCAGCAAAUAUCCGAGAUGGAUGCUCUAUCCCUUGCCCAUCAAAGACUCGUGGCUUUCGAGUUGGCAAAAUUUAGGCGAAAACGAUUGGUUCAGUAUCACUCCCUGGAAAGGGAUUUGUUGAGAGAAGAACUAAACCAAAAGCAGGCGCACAUGGAACGCUUGCACGAAUCUCGUCUCAAGAAGCGGGACACAUUUUACCGUGCCGAAACUCGUCAUUUAGUACGUCUUCAAAGCUUGAAAAGGGAACAAUAUCGAGAGCAGCACGCCUUCGAAACGGCUAACCAGACGGCUUACAACAUACAAGCCGAAAGGGAACUCAAGAAAAAUCAGGCCGGCCAGCGCAAAUCCCUGCCUAAGGAACUCAAGGAGAAAGAAAACAAGAUACGCAAGCAAUUCAACGAUGUAGUUCGAAUUCAGGAGAAGCAAUACAAAAUCCUCAAGGCUCAAAUUAUCAAAAACGUCUCCUCCAAAAUUCAAUUCACCAAUCAAAAUAACUCCGAAAAUAACCUUUCGCUUACUUCGUUACCUUUAGAUCUUGGCGAUAAAAAUAAUUCCAAUAACCCAAAAGAUUUGGUCAAACAUUUGAAGGAGGAAAAGGGCAGGAAACUAGUUUUGAUAAAUCGAGAUUACGAGAAAACUAUAGCAGAUAUGUUGCAAAAACAAACAUUAAUUAUGGACCAGACUCAAAAGCUUGAAAUGCGGGAGCUGAACGAAAGAUUAAACCGGGAAAUGACGACUCUUUUGCAUUAUCAACACGGAACUCGCGACAAAAUGGAAACACUCUACGCAGCCGAUAAGGAUAGACUCGAAGCCAAAUAUUCGGAGAAAUUAAUCAUUUUGGAACAAAAGAUGACCGAAGAAGCUCUGCUCCUCAACGAGGAGAGAUGCGAGCGCAACAAACGCUUGCAGGAAAGACAAACAACAGAGAUAUCUACUUAUGACAACCAAUUAUCCGCUUUUCAAAAUAUUGAAUCCGAUCAGUUUGAAACUGACAAUCAAUCAAUAACCGAUAACCAAUCGAUAACGGAAACUCUAUCUAGCUUCAACCAAUCUGGGGAUGGGGAAGCAGAUGCGGAGGAGAAAAAUUUUUUUAAUUACGGUAAUUUUAUCGGAGCCGCCUUGGACCAGAUACUUAAUUUUAAUUACGAAGAACUUUCCCAGGGUUCCCCGCUGGCUUCCAACGGCAAAUCAGAUCAACGCAGUAAUAUUGAUUCCAACCAACUCUCUAGCCUAUCUGAUUACAAAAUGAAGCAAAACUUAUCUCUAACAAAUAACGGCCGCCAAAUAAAUCGCUUUAUCGGUCCUAGCCAAUUUUCUGAUUUAUCUCCUCUCACACCAAAUAAUAAUGAUAAUUACCUAUUACGAGGACGAGAAUCAGCAUCAGACUUUAAUGAUGCCAGCUCUUUCAAUACUCAAUUAUGAUUUUUUUUAGAUAUGCCUAAACAAAACAUUUUAUUAUUAUUUACAGUUGACCUUUUGACCUUCUUACUAAGUUUAAUUAUAUUAUAUUUCAAUUGUUAUGUCACCUUAUCGUUUUAUUUAUUAUAUAAAAAAAAUAUUCUAUUUUUUGAAAUUUUUCAUAUAAUUUUGGCAUUUCACGAAUUUGGAAUCCCCGAGAAUUGCAUACUUGCCUUAAAGUUUGAGAUCAAAGUCGUAAUGAAUAAUUUUAUAACAAUUAUAUUUUUUUUUUUAAAUGUUAAUCAAUCUUGUUUUUUUUAAAUGAAAAUCUUUAUACAUAUUCUACCCAUAAUCAUUCAACGAGCAUUUUUUUAAAUAUAUUUUAUUCGUAAUUUGACUUAAUUUAU
Messenger RNA from Gordionus sp. m RMFG-2023, 4262 nucleotides. Its product is annotated as serine/threonine-protein kinase TAO3-like. The coding region runs from base 436 to 3879 and encodes 1147 amino acids. NCBI's taxonomy places the organism in Eukaryota, Metazoa, Nematomorpha, Gordioida, Chordodea, Parachordodidae. The transcript is spliced from 15 exons. Gene Ontology annotation, molecular function: ATP binding; protein serine/threonine kinase activity. The record is from RefSeq and is a predicted model, not a curated record. Gene Ontology annotation, biological process: protein phosphorylation. Gene Ontology annotation, cellular component: cytoplasm.